CGAUAUCGCCGCGGUCGCCAUGCCGGCGGAGCAGCCCCGGUGGCGGGCAGAUUUCUGGAGGUUGAGGAACAGCAAAGGGGAGACGUGUCUGCACGAAGCGAUUCGCCACGGACACACGGAAUUCGUGCUGCAGUUGAUUAUCAGGGAUGACAUGUUAUUGCAACAGGAUGGGAUGCGGCGACUCCUUGCACUGACGCAGAUAGAGGACGACGAGGGCUUGUCGCCGCUCUACUUGGCCACCAGCUUGAAGAAUCUCAACAUCAUUGACAUCCUCAUAGACCCACUGCGUCUACGCACUGCGUCGUAUGCUGGACCUCAAGGAAGAACUGCAAUGCACGCUGCCGUGGUUACCAAUUGCAUAGGUAUUUGCCAGGCACUAGCCGGCUGGAACAACGGAGACCUUAUAAGCAGAGCAGAUGAAUCUGGGAGCACACCGUUACACUACCUGGCGUCCUCGACCAGCACAGAUGACAUUGGGCAACUUCUCUUAAGUGCUGCUAAACUUCCAGAUAAACAGGGCUCGCUGCCCAUUCACGUCGCAGCCGGGCAGGGGAGGCUUGAUAUCAUUGACCGGUUGCUCGAUAAAUAUCCACACUCCUUAUGGUCACGCAAUGCCUCUGGCCAGACCAUCCUUCACGUCGCCGUUCAGGCGGAGAGUUACAAUGUAGUGAAGUAUGUCUGCAGUCAGAGUCAGCACGACAGAAUGUUCAGGGCCAUUCUAAAUGCAAGGGAUCAAGACGGAAACACGGCUCUACACCUGGCAGUGCUUACUGGACAUCAGUGGAUAUUCUGCCAGUUAUUAUCUAGGAGCCAUGUUGAUCUGAACAUCGCCAACAGGGACGGCCAUACCCCUCUCGAUCUUGUUUUCUUGAGCGGAGAAGUUCACGAUGAUAUCAUGGCAUUGGUGGGGCAUUCCGUUCCAACUCUUGCUAUCUCUAGGGGACAACGUACAAUCAGAUAUAUACAGAGUCGGUACGACUGGAUGGCUUACGAUUUGGUAGUCGCUGGUGCGUCUCGCAGUGCCCGGCGGCUGGAUCACUUCGCCGCUCAGUUGCCGCCGAGACAUGACGUGGACAUGGAGCUGGACAAGGUCGGCAAGUCCGCCAGCGUGCUGGCUGUCUGCGCAGUGCUCAUUCUGAACGCGGCGAUCGCGCUGCCAUUCAACGUGGCUGCCCGAUACCACGAGCAGCCUCCCACACGGACCAGGACCCUGGUCUUCAAAGGAUUCCUCGCCUCCGAUGCCAUGGCGUUCCUCUGCUCGACCGUGGCUACGAUUUGCUGCACGUACGCCGGGUUUUCUCCGGUGGGGAAUAUGCGCGCCCGUUACCUUUACGUUGGGGCGGGCUGCCUCAUGUAUGCAUCCCUGGCCAUUGUUGGUGCCUUCUCCUUGGGGAUGUACGCCGCAUUCACUACGGGUCUCUACAUCUUCCCCACCGUUUCCUACUUCCUGUUUGGUUUGGGGAUUCUCGGCAGCAUAGUACUGCAAUUACGGCGGAGCUGUCUCCAUAACCGUGCGUUGCGAGCCAGGCUUCGCACCAGAGCCUUUCUCCGCAGUGUACUUGGGCACAACCGGAGAAUGGUGUCCCUUUUUCUGCUUCAGAACUCCUUCAUCAAAACCAUGUAUGUUGGUUUGUUACUAUACUGUAUCUUGCUCGCAAUCACCAUAUUUCAGCACAGGUUUUAACAUAUAUAUGCCAUUGCAAAUGUGAUAUAGACC
Panicum virgatum (switchgrass) is the source of this 1717-nucleotide messenger RNA. RefSeq names its product ankyrin repeat-containing protein At2g01680-like. NCBI's taxonomy places the organism in Eukaryota, Viridiplantae, Streptophyta, Magnoliopsida, Poales, Poaceae. Gene Ontology annotation, molecular function: protein phosphatase regulator activity; protein phosphatase 1 binding. The coding region runs from base 20 to 1684 and encodes 554 amino acids. Gene Ontology annotation, cellular component: plasma membrane. The transcript has 4 exons. The record is from RefSeq and is a predicted model, not a curated record.